AUGCAUUUCACACAUUUUAAAAACUUUUGGGAACAUUUUGUGAGGCGGCAUUUUCUAUUAAAGCCCGAUAAACCCUCCCAAUUAAUUCAUCACACACUAGGGUUUAGUAGGGAAAAAAAUGGCGACUCAUUGUGUUGCUCGUUCACUCCGCCGUGCCGCCCCUCUCCUCCGUCUCCGACCACUCACCGCCUCCACAUCCACCCUACCAAAUGCCCCUCCUCCGCCGUGUACGGCUUUGGUGUUUUCACGAGGUUUUGCUACUCGCCAAACGACAUCGUCGUUGAGUGACCCGAACCCUAACUGGUCGAACAGACCGCCAAAGGAAACGAUAUUGCUUGAUGGAUGUGAUUUUGAACAUUGGCUUGUUGUUAUGGAGAAGCCAGAAGGUGAUCCUACUAGAGAUGAGAUUAUUGAUAGUUACAUCAAAACUCUCGCGCAGAUUGUCGGAAGUGAGGAGGAAGCACGGAUGAAGAUAUAUUCUGUCUCAACUAGACAUUACUUUGCUUUCGGUGCCCUUGUAUCUGAAGAACUUUCUUACAAACUAAAAGAGCUGCCUAAAGUUCGCUGGGUGCUUCCUGAUUCUUACCUCGAUGUUAAAAAUAAAGAUUAUGGAGGGGAACCUUUUAUCAAUGGACAGGCUGUACCAUAUGAUCCGAAAUACCACGAGGAAUGGGUGAGAAACAAUGCUCGUGCUAAUGAGCGAAACAGGCGCAAUGAUCGACCUCGUAAUUUUGAUAGAUCUAGAAACUUUGAGAGAAGAAGAGAGAUGCAGAAUCAACCCAAUCAGAACCCUGGAUCCAACAUGGCACCAGGGGGACCUCCCAACAUGAGGAAUGCACCACCUCCCAACAUGGGUGGCAUGCAGCAACCAAACAUGGGUGGGAUACACCGGCAGCAAGGCAUUGGGGGGCCACCCCAUGCAGGUGGGAUGCACCAGCAACAAGGCAUGGGAGGGCCGCCCCAUGCAGGCGGGAUACAGCAGCCAGGCUAUGGAGGGCCACCCCAUGCAGGUGGGAUGCAGCAGCCAGGCUAUGGAGGGCCACCCGAUGCAGGCGGGAUGCAGCAGCCGGGCAUGAUAGGGCCACCUCAUGCAGGCGGGAUGCAGCAGCCGGGCAUGAUUGGGCCACCUCAUGCAGGCGGGUUGCAGCAGCCGGACAUGGAAGGGCCACGCCGUGGUGGUGGGAUGCAGCAGCCAAACAUGUCACCCAACAUGGGAAGUGUACCACCAAACAUGGGUGGAGUGCCGUCUCCAGAUAACUACGGAGGGCUAAACAAUGCGCCUAAUUUCCAAUACAAUGGUGGACCAAACAAUGGAGGCAUGCCUUAUCAAACAGGUCCAGGGCCAAACCAGAGAUAUGCUCCUAAUACGUCUAAUGGGGACUACCAGAAUCAAAACAUGCCUGGAAGAGAGAUGCCUCCUAAUUAUCAAUAAGCAGCUUGUAGAUACAUGUUAGUUGUCAAUGCUAGAUGGUUUUAUUUCACGAAGUAGUAAUGUCUUAAUUGUGUUUUGAUAGCACAUUGCCAUCCUAAUAGUUUGAAGUAUGAAUGAUUACAUAUUGAGUUAUCCGUGCCAAAAUUUGUUGGAA
Capsicum annuum is the source of this 1586-nucleotide messenger RNA. RefSeq names its product multiple organellar RNA editing factor 8, chloroplastic/mitochondrial. Gene Ontology annotation, cellular component: mitochondrion. The coding region runs from base 119 to 1432 and encodes 437 amino acids. Gene Ontology annotation, biological process: cytidine to uridine editing; mitochondrial mRNA modification. The transcript has 4 exons. The record is from RefSeq and is a predicted model, not a curated record. NCBI's taxonomy places the organism in Eukaryota, Viridiplantae, Streptophyta, Magnoliopsida, Solanales, Solanaceae.